AUGCGUUCUCCCCCCUCUCCGUCUGCAAUGCCUCCUCAUCCAUUUCCCUCCUAUUCCACUUCAAUCCCUCCUAUUACCAUUAGCCUAAGAUACAUCUCUCUCCUGGAUCUUUGGAAAAGUCGAUUCGAGCCUGGUGGUAGUCACGGCGGUCUUCUGUACUUCCGCAUCUUUGAUAUUAGAGAAGAUGUCAAAAAUGUUGGGGCUUUUGAAAGUGCUAUGAAAGUAUCUUCAAUCGCUCACCCCACAGACUAUCCAGUGAAGUCUGUGAAGUGCGUAACAGGCGAAUGCUUGCAAAUGUUGGCCACAAAAGGAAUGGAAUAUGCAGAUGACGUCCUCAAGUCCAGAGACGAUCUCUGUCUGCUAGCAGUUCGUGUGGCACAAAAUGAGCGGUUGAAGCACUGGGCAUCGGAUCGCCUUCUCCUAGAUCUUCUCAGUAACUCGGUUGCAGCAAAUUUCUCCAACCAAAUAGAUCGAAAAGAAAAGUAUUUAAACUCCCGAAUCAAAUCUCCAUGUCAUUUUGCCAAACAAUUUGUUGACACCAGAGGCUACUUUCAGUAUAAUUUAACUCUAAGAAUGACUACUGCUUAA
Rodentolepis nana is the source of this 588-nucleotide messenger RNA. The record is from the annotation of a GenBank genome assembly. Lineage: Eukaryota; Metazoa; Platyhelminthes; Cestoda; Cyclophyllidea; Hymenolepididae.